Messenger RNA from Hermetia illucens (black soldier fly), 858 nucleotides. RefSeq lists its product as uncharacterized. The coding region runs from base 55 to 747 and encodes 230 amino acids. NCBI's taxonomy places the organism in Eukaryota, Metazoa, Arthropoda, Insecta, Diptera, Stratiomyidae. The transcript is spliced from 2 exons. The record is from RefSeq and is a predicted model, not a curated record.
ACGCACUCGAGCAAUUAACAUCUAAACUAGUUUACUCAAUACUUUUACCUCAGAAUGAAGUGCACAGUUCUAUUCGUUGUUGCUUUCAUCGGCAUCGCUAGUUCUGGUUACAUCGGUGACGAACACGGCGGACUACGCACCAUUGCUCAGGGAUCUGCGAAUCAGGCACACUCCGCGGUAGCAAGCCAGCACGCGGCUGCUCAGAAAGCCUCGUUCAUUGCUAAGAAUGCUUUGGCUCAACAAGCCGCCCAGGCAUCUGCUACCGCUCAAGCCGCUCUCGCUGGAAAACAAGUGCUCCUGCAAACUUUGGAGAAGCAACGCAAUGACGCCCUCAAGGCCCUCGAAGGUGAACUGAUCCAACUCAAAUCAGCCGAACAGACCGCCAAAUCUGCUUCUAAUACCGCUGAACAAGCACACAAGCAAGCUCAGUUGCUGCAAUCUACCUUGAAGAACGCCGAAGAAUUGGCUCAUCAAGCUGACGCUGCCGCUAGUAGUGCUAAUCACGAACUCGCUAGCCAAAGUAAGAUGGUCGCUCAAGCUAAAGCCACCCUGGCUGAUGUCGAUCAUAAGUUGGAAGCUACUCGGACUGACUUCGUUGCAACCAAAGAUGCUGCCCAAAAAGCAGCUGAAUUCGCACAGAAGGCUCAACAAAAUGCUGCUGCCGCUGGAAUUCACUCGGAUCAAGGACAAGGAAGUGGCGGUGCCGGUGCAUUGGGACAUGCUUCAGGUGCUCAAAGCUUCCAUUGAUAUUAAACGGUGAUAUCAAGACUGGAAGAAUUUUUGUACUGAAAUUUAUGUGAUACUUUUGAAUUAUGAGCUGUUCCAAUUUUUAUAAAAAAAGCAAUAAAAUGGUAAAAG